UCACAUGACAUUGACGCUCUGGAGAUGUUGAGGAGUCUCUAAUCUCAGACUCAGUCUGCGCUCGCAGGAUUCAGCACCACUCGCCCGUGGACAGCUCCACCAGACGCUUUACAUGGACACUGAUCACAUUGGACGUACUCAUCACUAUAGUGGACAUACUGGACUUAUUUUUCAUACUGGAAGUUUACUACUCGAAGGGAAAUUUGCGGAUACCUCACUGUACUACGCACGGACUCGUUCCCUUUGGCAGAACAUUUACAUUCACCGUAACUGAAUCGGUCUUGGGUUCGAGCGGGUGUCUGCACGGACUGGUGCUGAAAUCAGAAACAUGGCCACAAACAACAGCAAAACCGCUGACGGCCAAGUUGUUACGGAACUCAACGAGAUAACAACUAACGACAAACCCAAAGCAGAGGAUGCCAAACCAGAGAAGAAGAAGAAAGACAUUCCGGCCAGAGAAACUUGGGGUGGGAAAUUUGAUUUUCUGCUGUCAUGUGUGGGCUACGCCAUCGGACUGGGUAACGUCUGGAGAUUUCCGUAUCUGUGCGGGAAAAACGGCGGCGGUGCUUUCUUAAUCCCAUAUUUUUUGACGCUAAUUUUUGCGGGAGUUCCCCUGUUUUUUCUGGAAUGCGCUCUUGGACAGUACACAUCCAUUGGCGGCCUUGGGGUUUGGAAACUGGCUCCAAUGUUUAAAGGUGUCGGCCUUGCAGCUGCUGUUCUGUCUUUCUGGCUGAAUAUUUACUACAUCGUCAUUAUUGCCUGGGCCCUGUACUACCUAUACAACUCUUUUACCACCGACCUUCCAUGGAAAACUUGUAACAAUCCAUGGAACACAGACAGAUGUUACACCAACUACAGCAUUGUAGACACUACCAAUCUCACCAGUGCUGUCAUGGAGUUUUGGGAACGCAACGUGCAUCAAAUGACAGACGGCUUAGAAAAACCUGGCCAGAUUCGUGUACCACUCGCUAUAACGCUUGCCAUCGCAUGGGUCCUGGUCUACUUUUGUAUCUGGAAAGGAGUGAGAUGGACUGGAAAGGUGGUGUACUUCUCCGCCACCUACCCAUACUUCAUGCUGUUCAUUCUGUUCAUCCGUGGCGUGACCCUGCCCGGGGCUCGGGAGGGAAUCCUAUUCUAUGUCACUCCGGAUUUUCAGAAGCUGAAGGAGUCUGAGGUUUGGCUGGAUGCUGCAACACAGAUUUUCUUCUCGUACGGUUUGGGUUUGGGCUCCCUCAUCGCUCUCGGCAGCUACAACCCUUUCCAUAACAACGUGUACAGGGACUCUAUCAUCGUCUGCUGCAUUAAUUCCUUCACUAGCAUGUUUGCUGGAUUUGUGAUUUUCUCUAUCGUUGGUUUCAUGGCACACGUGACAAAGAGAUCUAUAGCAGAUGUAGCUGCGUCAGGCCCCGGUUUGGCAUUCUUAGCCUAUCCAGAAGCCGUGACACAGUUACCCAUCUCACCGCUGUGGGCUAUUCUCUUCUUCUCCAUGCUACUCAUGUUGGGAAUCGACAGUCAGUUCUGCACGGUGGAGGGAUUCAUUACGGCACUGGUGGAUGAAUUCCCACGUCUGCUCAGAAAUAGGAGAGAGAUCUUCAUCGCAUGUGUGUGCGUUGUGUCCUACGCCAUCGGGCUGUCAAAUAUCACCCAGGGCGGUCUCUAUGUGUUCAAGCUCUUCGAUUAUUACUCAGCCAGUGGUAUGUGUCUGCUCUUCCUGGUCUUCUUUGAGUGCAUCUCAAUCUCUUGGUGUUACGGUGUGAAUAAGUUCUAUGAUAACAUUCAAGAGAUGAUAGGAUACAAGCCGUGCCUUUGGUGGAAGCUCUGCUGGGUUUUCUUUACCCCUCUGGUCGUUGCUGGUGUUUUCCUUUUCAGUGCCGUGCAAAUGGUUCCUCUUACCAUGAACAACUACGUGUUCCCUAAAUGGGGUCAGGGAGUCGGUUGGCUCAUGGCUCUGUCCUCUAUGGUUCUUAUACCCGGCUAUAUGGGCUACAUGUUCCUCAACAUGAAGGGCACAUAUAAGGAGCGCAUCAGGAUAAUGUUGCAUCCUGCAGCGGUUCGGCGAACGCAGGAGAAUGGACCAGAUCAACAGCAGCUGCAGCCACAGCAACCAGAGGAGUUACCGCAGGAACCGCAGUCACCACAGCAACCACAGUCACCCCAGCAACCGCAAUCACCACAGCAACCGCAAUCACCGCAGCAACCGCAAUCACCACAGUCUCCGCAGCAACCUCAGUCAAUGCAGCAAGUGGACCUGACGCAACCAAAAUCUCCCCAGCAACCAGAACAACCACAGCAGCAAUCUCAGUCGCAGGUGUCAGCUGAAAAUGUUUCUUCAGCUAAACCUGGCAAUGAUGCCAAUGUCUAAAAGCAGGAGAAGUGCAGCCCAGCAGAGAGCAAUCAAAGCUUAUCAACACAGAGGACUUCCAUGUUUAUACAGUAAUAGAAUCAUCUACCUCCAGGGGUCAUACAGUACAUAAUCAAACUAAACAUACAAAAAACCUAAAGAUGAAAACACAGAAACUUGCAUUCGUGAAACAUACCUUAAGAAGCUGCACUGUAUGUUUUCCAAAUGCAAAGCAAAGAGCGUGAGUUUUAAAAAAAUGACUUGCAUACUAUGUAUUAUGUGUCUAUACUAAGGUUAUACUGUGAGUUAGAUUUAAGGACUGCUUUGCAAUGCAUAAGCUAUAUCUGUGAGGUAUACACUGUUUCUAUGUUGCACUGGUGACUAAAGCACAGAGGAGAUUCGCAAAUGUCGUAAGAUUAUCCGGAUCAUUCGUAUCGAGAAAGUCCUGUGCGCGAAGCACAAAACGCUUCGAAACGGCAUAACCCUUGGGUUACCACGUUGUGUGUUGUGUAUCGUGUUUUUGUCGAGAGAGACUGUUACGAUUUAUUUUUAUCUCCAGAGAGGAUAAAAGAGAAAUCACUGAAAUAUGUGACUGAAACCUUUGUAGAAUUAUUUUUAGAAUGCUUUGUAAUUUAUUGUUGUGACCAAGGACCAAAAUCAUAGACCGAAGCAAAAAGUUAUCUAUGCCUGGCAGUGUGUAGUCUGUAAAGCGCAGGGUACAACGCAAGGCGAACAUUUCUACAGUCGUCUACACACUAUAUAGUGUCCUGUUUACACGUCCCCUCAGGAAUAUCAAGAAAAAUUCAAUCUGAGAUAUGACCCAUGAGUACAUAUCAAGGCUUUAAGCCUGUGAGAAAUGCAUGACCAUCAGUUAAUACGUGUGCAAAAAUGUUGAAUUAGUGACCUCCUUGAA
This is a messenger RNA of Paramisgurnus dabryanus, 3254 nucleotides long. RefSeq names its product solute carrier family 6 member 1a (gene slc6a1a). Lineage: Eukaryota; Metazoa; Chordata; Actinopteri; Cypriniformes; Cobitidae. Gene Ontology annotation, molecular function: gamma-aminobutyric acid:sodium:chloride symporter activity. The record is from RefSeq and is a predicted model, not a curated record. Gene Ontology annotation, cellular component: axon; cell surface; plasma membrane. Gene Ontology annotation, biological process: amino acid transport; sodium ion transmembrane transport; nitrogen compound transport.